This is a messenger RNA of Ciona intestinalis (vase tunicate), 1326 nucleotides long. Lineage: Eukaryota; Metazoa; Chordata; Ascidiacea; Phlebobranchia; Cionidae. The record is from RefSeq and is a predicted model, not a curated record.
UUCCCGUUCCGCUAUCAUGACCGAAAAGACGCAAUGGAUUUCAUUCUAUGCGUAUACACAUUAAAAAUCAUAUUUAUUUCAAAUUACAGCUGUUUUUUAUUCUGUUUGUUCUACUUCUAAGCUAAAAAUGUCAAGAUUCGCUUUACGCACAAUACACAUCUUUAAUCUAUCACAAUUAUAUGCCAGAGCCAUUCCUGCAAGACUUAACACAAGUCUCUAUUGCGCAUCAUUUCAUACAAGCCCUGUUAGUAGUUAUGGAAUUUCACCAAAAUCCAAUCUUGUUUCAAUGCAAGUGAAAAACAUUUCCCUUAUCACAAGGAGCAUUUCUAAGGCAUCAAAUGUUGAGUUAAGCCCUGAUAAAGUGGUUUCAAAUGAAGACAUGUUGAACGUUAUGAAUGAUAAUGAAGUUUAUUUAAUUGAUGUUCGAACAAAUAAAGAAAUCGUAGAGCUUGGAAAGAUUGCCAGCCAACGCUGGGUAAACAUUCCUUAUGAGGAAGUCGAAUCUGCAUUCAACAUGAGUGAAACAGAGUUUGAAAGCAAAUAUGGCUCCGUUAAACCGGAAAAAGACACAAAGAUUGUUUUUCACUGCAUGGGUGGUGUUAGAAGCACAGUUGCUCUCAAUGCUGCUCAUAACCUUGGAUUUACAAAGUCGAGACAUUUUCCUGGAGGGUUCAGGGGUUGGGAAGCUUUAAACAGAAACUAGAGAAAUAAUUUCCCGAAAUAUUGCAUUUUUUCCUACACAAACAUAAUUACACAACACAACUUAAGUAUUUUUUUAUUAUAAACAUACACAAUACACGAUUACACAAUGUUGAACUAGUACCAGAACGUUUCUCGUCUAGGAGAAUCAGAAAUUUUAUAUAUUUUUUUCAGUUCAUCUUGCCAGUUAUCCAGAGUUGGUUUGUAUGUUUUCUCGCAUGCAUUUUCGUAAGUUGUAUCUUUAUCUUGGCAUUCGUAUUCUGUUUUCGGAGUUCCGUCCCACAGUAUUUCAGGCGGCCUUUAAUGUAAAAAUUUUCCUAAUUUUUCUUACAAAACGAAUAUUGCCACACAUUUACCGGAAAGCUAGAGCAAAACAAAUCUAAUUUUGUUGUUAUUUUUCAUAACAUUUUCCUUUUUUGUACAAAACAAUUAUUGCCACGUAUUUACUGCAAAUCUAGAGUAAAACAAAUCUAAUUUUGUUGUUAUUUUUCAUACAAAAUUUUUAGUGCUACAUUUUUUGCAUGCUAACUUAUUCUCUACCACAAAAACAAUACCAUUAUGUUAUUGCAGUUACUGCACAGAUCUAUAUGAAUUGCAGGAUUUUAAUACAAACAAAGAGAAAACUUA